AUGGAGUUGGGGCCGGGACACCGCAGUGGCAAGCAGAAUCUAAACAACAGCAGCGGGAGAGGCCCCGUCAGCUGGGCUGGGGAGGACCAGCUCUGCGGACGUGGAGGCAGGUCCCAAGCAGUGGGCUGUGAGGAUGUGAGCAGAGGAGGCCCAGUGCCAUGGAGGCUGGGCCUCGCAGGGGAAGCUGGAGGAAGGCACAUGAGACGACCGGAUGGGCCAGGAGCACAGAUGGGAGGGCUGACCCGGGACUUGUCUGGGAACCCGAUGCAGAACGAGAAGACCAAGGAGACAGCAGGACUCUCUGAGCUCCACUCUCAGGAAUAA
This is a messenger RNA of Rangifer tarandus platyrhynchus (Svalbard reindeer), 324 nucleotides long. The record is from the annotation of a GenBank genome assembly. Lineage: Eukaryota; Metazoa; Chordata; Mammalia; Artiodactyla; Cervidae.